Messenger RNA from Cladocopium goreaui, 4908 nucleotides. Lineage: Eukaryota; Dinophyceae; Suessiales; Symbiodiniaceae. The record is from the annotation of a GenBank genome assembly.
AUGUCUAAGAUCUCUUGCGCCGCCACUGGCGCUGCAGCUUUGAUGGCAGCUUCUGCCUUUGUGGCGCCACAGGGCACCCAGACCAGGCAAACUCUGAGGGGGGCAGCUCCACAGGUGGAGCAGAAGUCUACAGGCAGCAUCCUCGGCGCGGCGGGUGCAGCCAGUGUGGUGAGCAUUUUGGGUGCGAUGUCCUUGGCGCGACCCAGCAGGAGCUCGAGCUCAGUGGUUCGUUGUGCCUAUGAUGCCUCCAAGGAAAUCGGCGCCUGCGACCCACUCCUCUUCUGGGAUCCCAUCGGCUACUGCGGUGGCGACUGCACCAAGGAGGACUUUGACCGACGAAGGGCGGUGGAACUGAAGCACGGCAGGAUCUGCAUGUUCGCCACCAUCGGUAUGCUCUGGCCCGAUGUGUUCGGCAAAUUCGAUGGCUACUUGUCACCAUCGCAGGACUUGAAGUUCGCAGACGUGCCUUCUGGCAUCGCGGCCAUCAGCAAGGUGCCUUUGGAGGGCUGGUUGCAGGUCCUGCUGGUGGCAGGUCUCAUUGAGACUCAGCUCUUCAAGGAUCAGUCCCUUGGUGGCUUCGCUUAUGGCAAGUACGGUGAGCCCGGCAACUUCGGCACCGGCUACUGGGGCAGGAAAAUCCAGGACCCUGCUGAGCGAAAGCUGAAGCUGACUACCGAGCUGAACAACGGCCGUUUGGCCAUGGUCGCCAUGACCGCUAUGCUCAUCCAGAACGGCCUCACGGGCCAGUCGCCAGUGGAGCAGCUGACCUCCGGUCACAUCUCUCCCUUCAACGACGGCCAGGGCUUCUUUGCGCAGUUCGACCCAUCCAAGGAGCUCGGUGCCUGCCCUCCUUUGGGCUACUGGGACCCCUUCGGCAUGAUGGCCUUCCAGGAUGAGGAGAAGUUCCGCCGCAACCGUGAGCUGGAGCUGAAGCACGGCAGGAUCUGCAUGGUCGCGACCAUCGGCAUGAUCGUGCCAGACCUCUUCGGCCGCUUCAGUGGCUACCUUUCACCCUCCAUGGACUUGAAGUUUUCCGACGUUCCUUGCACCAUCGAGGCCAUCUACAAGGUGCCCGCUGCCGGAUGGCUCCAGAUUUUUGCCCUGGCUGGGGCUAUUGAGGCCAAGAAUUUGGCGUUCCCUACCAACUACGGCUACCCACCGUUCUGGGGCCAGAUCAACAAGCUCUCCCCAGAGGAGAAGCAGAAGAAGUUGUUGGCUGAGAUCAACAAUGGACGUUUGGCCAUGAUGGCGAUGGCGGCGAUUGUGGCACAAAAUGGUGCGACUGGACAAUCCCUCGUGGAGCAGUUCACCACAGGCAACUUGAACCCAUUCAUCGGUGGCUAUGCCCAGGAGGAGAGUGCCAACCGAGUGGCCAUGCGUGCGGGCAACUCUGAGGCCCUGCCUUGGGCGCCUGUGCCUGAGGGCCUCACCAACGACAUCUUCGGUCCCUACGUGGGCGAUGCAGGCUUCGACCCCGCGGGCUUUGCCAAGAAUCAGCGAUUGCUCCCAUGGUACCGUGAAGCCGAGCUGGCGCACGGCCGUGUCUGCAUGCUUGCUACCCUUGGCUACACGGUCCAGACCUCCGGUGCCAAGUUUGAGCCUUUCAUCACUCGCUAUCCCACGGAUUCCGCGGAUCCCCUAAAGGCUGCAACCCAGGUGCCCAUCAUCGGCUGGUUGCAGAUCCUGGUGGUGAUUGCCCUGUCUGAACUGUGGAGAUAUGAGAAUGUCAUCACCAAGUACAGUGAAGGUGUGCAGCCAGGAGAUUUGGGCUGGAACCCAACUGCCCCCAUGAGCAGCAAGCGACCCAAGUGGUUUGGACCAACCUUCACCGCCAACUACAAGCCUGAGGAGUGGAACAACAUGCGACUGAGGGAGAUCAAGCACUGCCGAUUGGCCAUGGUGGGAUUUUUCUUCAUGGUUCUCACCAACGCAUCAACAGGUCAGGGCCCUUCGCUGAUCCCCAACUUCACCCAGGCAGAAUUCCAAUCCACGGUCGGCGACUUCAUCCCCAAGGGCACAACGCACAAAGCCGACCUUCGUGCGGUGACACCCAUCGGUGAGGUGCAGUUGGAAGUUUUGCCUAGCACAGAUGGCGAAAGAAUUUUCACCAGUGACGACGACACGCAGCAGCUUCGGUCUGAGCCAGUGCCUAGUGGCCUAGUGCUCGAGGGUUCCAGUGUUUCUCCGGGCAACCCCAUGGCUCGGUUUCAGCCCGGAGAUCAUGUGCGAGAGUUUGAGGGCUGUUACUGGCAUCAUGCCAUUUUUGUGGAGUGUGAGGCCUCAGGCAGGGCCAGGCUCAUUCACCACAGAGGGAAGCCUCUUGGAACAAUCGUGGACGAAGGAGAUCAAAACGUAUCGUUUUAUGAGCUGGUCUUUCGACCAUCAGAUCCAGAGGCAGUCUUAAGGCGGGCAAGGAGUCGCGUUGGAGAAGGUGGCUGCGACCUGUGGUUCCAGAAUUGCGAACACUUUGCCAAUUGGUGUUGCACUGGCAUCGAGACCUCUGCCCAAAUCGUUGACCACAAUGCUGGCACUCCUCAUGUCCUUGCCAAUGCUGCUGUGAAUUGGACCAGCGCUGCCUUGAACUUGCGGAACAUUGAUGCCACGCCACUGGAAGCCAUCCGAGGUGUUGCGGGCGAAGUCUUCACAGGCAGUGUGGCCGUGGCUGGCUUGGCCUCGGUGGCCAGGGCCUCGCACACUGUGACUGUACCUCGAGCGAGCAAUGCCAUGCUGCAAGAAGUCUCGGGUUCGGAGAAAGCCUUUCAAGCUGCCACAUUCUUGCGAUAUCCAGCAAUGGCCCUGGAGUUGGGAGGCCAUCUCUACAACAUUUGCAACGCCCCAGAGAAAGGCAAGGCCAUCGCCAAAGCUUUGGGCUCUUCCUGUGGGCAGCGUCUGGGUGCCUGUGCCGGAGCCGCCAUUGGAAGCUUGUGUGGCCCAUUUGCGCCAGUUGCCUCAGGAGUUUUAUCCGUUCUCGGUGGACUGGUUGGAGCAUUGGCUGGGAACUGGUUCGCCUCGCGAUGUGCAGAAGGUGCCAUGGGAGGAGUGGAUCUGGGAAGUACCCUACACUUUGCUGACCAAUUACCAGUGCUGGAUGGUGUGAUGCUGGACCCAGUGUCCGGCUUUGUGGCUGCAGCUUCACAAGGUCACAAGGAUGGGAGUCAAGGGCACUUUGCACAGCUCAGUAUGCAUGAUGUUGCCGUGAUCUUGAAGGUCGAAUUUUUCAAUCAAGGCAGAGCAGAGUUCUCAUUGGAUGCAUUUGACCCACUGGAGCCCUUUGGAGAGUUCCAAAAGAAGGUAUUUCGCCCUCAGUUCUUGGCAGGAACAGAUGUGGGUGAACUCCUCUUUCGAGCAGAUGUACUUCUGAAACGUCUAAGCCUUGGGCUUGAAGUGCCUAAUUUGCCCGGAUGGCGCAGCCCACUGGACUUUGGGGAAACCAUCCAUGACAAGCACAGACUUUGGAUCGUCCCACUUGAGGCCCACCCUCAGGUGGUGAAAGACUCUGCAGAUCCUUCACUGAACUUCGUGUUGCCUGGAAAGGUGACACUGGCAGUGUUGGCUUGUGCACUAAAUGUGGACCCAAACUCAGAAACUGGGCUGGUUGAUUGUCCUGUCACCGAUCCCCAGGAUCCUGCUUGUUUGAUGGCGUUGCAGUGCUCGGUGCGAAUGGAUGAAUUAAUUGAGUACUAUCCCACUCUGAAGAGACUCCAUGGUGUUUACCAGACCCUCACCAUGUUUCGAAUGAUGAAGCAGAUGGGUGCAACAGUAGACUACAGUUGGGUGGAACUUUUUGCAGGCCCCUUGUUCGAGACACCCGGCAAAUUCUCAACACUUACAAACUCCUUCACCACUCGGAACUGGCAAAGCAUUAGCACGCGGACCUUGGUUGGUGGUUGUGUGCUGGGGGAUCCUAACAUGAAAGUCACACCAGUUGAGGUGCAAGCUGAGUCAGGAGACCUGAAGGAAUUGUUCAACCUGGCCAGGCUGCGGCAGGUCUCUCGCAUUCCUGCCAGCUACUGCAUGGGUCGCCGCUUGGACGACAGUGACGACAGUACGCCUAAGUUGCGUAACUUGUCGGCCAAGUUGGAGCAAGGCGGGUCCGUUCUCGUGGAUUUGCCAAGGCCGCUUCCAACCAGAGAAACCCAACUGGUGCUGAUGCCCUUCGCCAAACACGAGGGCUUCGAGUGUGCAGCUUGCCACCGUCCUCUCCUUGCAGACCCUUCGGGCCCCGAUGGGAUUCGCUACCAGACCGUCUUGGGAAAACCUUUGUGCUCUAGGCUUCAUCAUCUUGACGGUGAUCUCAUUGGGCCGGCGUUUCGACUGACUCCGCCCCAGCGAUGCGCUGCAUGCGGCGAGGACCUUCGAAGUGACAUUUUUAUGGUGCGCUCAACGGAGGAAACUCAGUUGGAUUAUCACAUUGGCUGUGCCCCUGCAGAUGCAGUUCAGCGACACUUUGACAACCAGGAGGAGGAAGCAGCUGCUUUUGAACAGUUGUUGGGCCGCUUGAAUCAACCUGAACUUCAAGGUCAGCGCUUGGGUGGCUUGACAUCAAUGCCAGGGGCUCGAGUGGCACUACUCAACAGUCUAUCCUCUGGGAAUGGGUUUGUAGACGUCCAACAAGCCAUUCAAGCUUCCCUGGAGCCUGAGGGGAGCCCACAUUUUGAUAGUAUGUCUGACGAAACCCAGAUCAGCGAAGAUGCUGAGCUGGCUCUAGCGCUGCAGGAGUCAAUGCUGGCAGCAGAUGGUUUCUCUGCACAGGACAUUGCUUUGGCCUUGCAGCGUUCUGCCCACACCGGCUGAGUCAGUCUGUGGUGCAUAUGUAGAUAGGGUCAUGGCCACAGUGCAGUUUUGUGGUUGCGUUGACGUCUGAUGGUGUAUUUCAGUCCAAGAAAAGAGGCUCAAGGGUAACAGCGC